UCGUUGACUAACAAUAACUAACUGGCUCAUAGCGGACUUAAUAGACCAAAGGGUUUGUACAUGCUGCAAAACAGAUGAAGGCGAAGCUAUCGAGGUCAAGACCGUGUAUCUGCAAAGUAAGACAAUACAUAGUAAACACAAAAUGCAGUCAACUUGAAAGAAUGACUCUUCUAUCUAGCCGCUUUUAGAAUGGUAAAUUAAGUAGCUGGUUGUUGUGAAAAGUACUGAUCAGUUUACGACCAUUGUUUUUACUAUGGCAGUUAUUGACCAGCAGUUUGUGCAGUUUCUCAAGACUCGACCUGCUCAAAGAACAGAUUUGGAGCUGCGCUACAUUUGCUACUGUCUGCAAACUUUACAGCCAGUUCGAAAUGUGAGUCACGCUGCGCUGAAUGCUCUGAGUAGGACAGUGUAUUACGAUUACCGUGACCAGGGCACGAAUGUGUACAACGCUAAAGAUGUGGCAACUUGCUGGUUCAUUCUGCUAAGUGGAACUGUUUACGUCCAGACACCGGAAGGUUUCCAGACGUUCAAACCCAAUGACUCUUUUGGAACUGAAGUUACAGAAGAUGGACGUAGAGGGUACGCUUGUUAUGCUCUUGAGUUCUCAGAAUUUAUUGUCAUCGAUUUUCCGAAUAAAAAUAUCUGCCCAUAUACUAGCGCGGAAACGGUUGCCUCAAAGAUCAGGGCUAAAGGGUAUGCAGCCCCAGCUUCAAGUCAUCAAUACUCGUACCUAUCUCAAUCACAAGUGUACGCCAGCAAAAUUGGCUCAGAAUCUAUAGCCAGUCAGCUCUCGCAAAAUCAUUCGCAAGGUGUGUACGAACAAGCUAAAGCCUGUAACGCAGGUGCUUAUCUAAACUUGGAGCUAGUUACGCCUAGAAACAAACCACCUUUGCCACCACAUAGACCCAGGCCAAAUUCAUACAACAACAGACUUUCAAUGUCAUCAAAUGGCAGCUCUUUUCAAACAUCAGAUGGCGAGUCUCUGGGAUCGAACCCGAAAUUAGACGACUACCAUGUAUAUAGUCAUGUGAGUAAACCCAUGGAGCCUGUGUAUUAUUGCUCGCCGCCUGAAGAGGAAUUAUACGCUGAGAUUCAUUAUUACGACGCAUGUUUUGACGAACUGAAGAUCCUUAAAAAGUCUCCUGUUGACCGAAGUUUUGAUGACGUGAAACUUCUUGCUGAUUUUUUACAGCAUUUCAGUGCCUUUUCUAGCAUGAGUUUCGAAAUGAGAUUAGACUUUUCAUAUGUUAUGAAAUAUGCACACGUUGAGGACAAAAAUAAAGUCAUUUUGGCAAGCGGGGAGAAGUUGGACUCGUGGUGUGUUGUGAUUAACGGUCAGUGUGUUAAUAUAAAAGAAGAUGGGUCUAGAAAAGUCUUCACUACGGGUCAGUUUUUUGGGCUGGAUAGAAAACAACCGACUCCUCAAUUUCACAUGGGAACUAUGGUAACGUUAGAGCGUGAUUGCCAGUUUGUCGCAAUUCCAGAGAAAGAUUUCUUUGAAGUGGUCCAGAAACAUAGUCAGUAUGAAAGAAUUUUGUGCGAUGGAAGUAACAGACCUGUGUUAGUAACAGAAGCACGUGAUUUGACAAAUUACAAGAUCGAAGUCGAAAAUUUAGUUGUGAAAAUGGGGGAACCUACUAGACUGGUAUCCCAUUUAGUUGAAGAUCACUCGGCCUCAGAAACGUCUUAUGUCGAAGACUUCUUAUUGACUUACAGGACUUUUAUUAAAGAUCCAACGUACGUGUCUGAGAAACUUGAAAAGUGGUUUAAUGAUCAGAGUUCAACAUGCAUGCGAGAUCGAAUCGUUCGAGUUGUUUUCUGCUGGGUAGCUAACCAUUACAUUGAUUUCGAAGCCAGUUCAAGUCUAAGUUUCUUUCUAGAAAAAUUCUACGACAAACUGCAAACAGAAGGUAAAACAAAAGAGGGUUCAAAUUUGGUCAAAAUAUGCGGUAAAAAGGGGAAAAUGAGAAAAGUCGAGCUUGAUUCAGUUAUGAGGCGGGACGAACUACCAUUUAAUCUUAUGACUCCGUUCGGCGGCAAAGGAGCGUACAUCAAAACGUUCAAACAAAAGGUCGAAGGUCUGAAAGUAGGGGAUCACGUGAUUGCAGUUAAUAACAAAAACGUCGAGAACCUUUCAUUCAAAGAGGCGAUAAGUAUUAUUGCUUCACAGGAAUAUUGUUGGUUAACAGUCAAGCAUCAUGUUUUGGGAAUGAAACGAAGCACAAGUAAGCAAAACUCACAUCCAAGUGAUUCGAUUGACGGAGGAAAAACUUCUGGUUUUUUAACUGGAUCGCGAGAUUUACUUGGCAAAAAUGAAUCAAGCUGUGUUCCAGUUAUUAAUAAAGGAAGCGACCCCUCGGAGCAGUCAAAAAAUUCCAGGCGUCUGGAAAGGUCUAAGCUAAAAAGACGCUUCCCAUUCUUUCCUCCAAACCCAUUAACUAAGAUGCUUAAUAAUUCAACCAGUAAUCCUGAUGUUUCAAAUUUGAACGGUUCCAUAAAAAUUGACGAGGCUUCUGACUUCGCGCUGAAAAUUUACACAGCUGAGCAGCAGUAUAAGUACCUAAGUUUUUCAGAGCUGACAUCAAUUCGACAUAUUGUCAAUAAAGCUGUGGAUGCAUUUGAGUUACAUAAUGCGAACGAUUAUGUUUUAUGCCAUGUUGAGGUUUCGACUACAGGAAUGGUCAAGCAAACACGCCUCGCAGAACAGCAUAAAGAUAUUAUCGACAGAAUCAGACCUGCUAGUAGAUUUUAUGUUAAACCUGUAAAUUUAUCCGAAAGAUUACUGCCUCAAGAAUCAAUAUCUGAGCUUCAAAAAGAGGCGAAAGUACAAUUUUUAGAGCUUAAACCUCUAGAACUUGCAAUACAAUUGACGUUGCGAGACUUAGCCGUUGUACAGAAAAUAUUGCCGCAUCAAUAUGUAGAAAUGCUAUGGAAGCUACCCCCGAAAGAUCUGAAGUAUCAAAGCUACACCACAAUUGAUGAUUUUACAGAUUUGUCUAACAAAGAAAUGUUCUGGGUUAUUCACACAAUAUGCAGUGAAAAAAGUCUUAGUAAACGGGCUAAAGUGGUGAAACAGUUUAUAAAAAUAGCAAAGUUCUGCCGAGAAUUGCGAAAUUUCAACUCAAUGUUUGCAAUUUUGAGUGGGUUAGGACAUAACUGUGUUUCAAGACUAGACUUUACUUUAGAGAAAGUCCCUUCAAGAGAAGCAAAAUUAAAGUCAGUCCUAGACGAAGUCUUAGACCCUUCACGUAACAUGGCCAAAUAUAGAAACCUACUUACUGCUUACAAAGGUUCGACCCCUGUUAUACCGAUAUACCCCAUUUUAAUCAAAGAUCUUACCGUUUUCCAUUUGGGAAACGAAUCUAAAAUUGAUGAUCUGAUUAAUUUUGAAAAGCUUAGACUGAUUAGCAAAGAAAUCAAAUGCUUUUAUACGUCCAUUUCGUCCAAUCCGGAUCGAGAUUUUUUGAAGUCUUUAGUUACGAAACCAAGUAAAGUAAUUGCUAAUGCAGAGCAGAACGGACUAACAAGUCACGAGAGAGAAAAUUCAAGAUCUGUAACCGAUGUUAGCAUGCAAGCACCUAUGGCUCAAAGAAACGGAAUUCUCCACAAGUCGCGAAAAUCAUUACUUCUGGGAAGCAAUAACCCGAAGCGAAUUUACGAAGAAAUUCUCAUGUGCAAAAGGGUUGAGCAGUAUAUCAAAAACCUAUCAGUCAUAUCGGAUGAAGAACUGCUUCGUAACAUGUCGGUUGAGUGUGAGCCGGAUGAUUAUGAAUCUGAAGUAGAAUCGAUGCCAACGCCGGCUCCUCUGCCAAAAGCUUCUGUGGACAACCAAAAAAGUGAAGAAACUACUUCAACGUUUUCGGACAAUAUUUCAAUCAGAUCGCAAGAAGUCUCAAAAAAUCACUACGAUAUCGUGUCGUCGGACGGUGAUAGCAUAAUGUCGGAUCCUUGUAAGAAGAAUAAUGUAAAUGAUGUAAGUAAGAAGAACAUGUCAAAAUCAAACGCUGAUUUGGUUCUAAACGUUCAAAUAGAAGAUACAUCGCCUCGCAUAUCAUUCGUGGGUCCCUAUCAUCAUCAGACAUUCCGAAAUCCCCUCCAAUGUGCAGUCCCAAGUCCAAAUGAGUUGCAGUUCGAAAGGAUGUCUGUAGCUUCCAGUUCCAGUCCUGGAUCCAAACUGGCUGCAGUGACGCAGCUGAAUUCGACGUCACGGGACUCAUUAAGUUCGGCUUCUUCGUCCAGUUCAAGGUCGAAAUCGACUUCAAGAGUCGAUGACAGGACGAUGAGGAUCCCAGCGACUCCCUCAUUUGCUACUAACAAACAGAUUCCAGUAAAACAUUCCGCAACUAGCAGUUCGUCCCCUCCUAUUCAAAACAACCUAGUUAUGCCUAAUAGAGGUAGUUUCAACCUUGAGACGUCCCAGAAAUCAAACUUUGUCUACCAGUCUUAUCCACAGCCGACUGUUGGAUUAGGCAACCACGGAUCCAAGUCGAUGGCUCAGAUAAGCUAUGCGAGAAGUAUGAGUUUACUCGGACCACCACCGGCUGGUAGCAAACCAAGUGCUAUUUUCAACCCCGCCACUGCGCUUCCCCCAAAACUCGUUUUGUCAUCUGAUGGUGCGCUGAGACCUAAUAUAAAAUCCAUGUCGAAUGAUAGAGAUCUUAAUUUGUAGAUGAUAGUAUCUUUGAGCUUAAAUAUUUCAAAUUUCCUUAUCUUUUUUGAAAAUAUUUCAAUUAGCUUA
Messenger RNA from Symsagittifera roscoffensis, 4738 nucleotides. Its product is annotated as rap guanine nucleotide exchange factor-like. Lineage: Eukaryota; Metazoa; Xenacoelomorpha; Acoela; Convolutidae. Gene Ontology annotation, cellular component: plasma membrane; apical plasma membrane. Bases 254 to 4669 code for a protein of 1471 amino acids. The record is from RefSeq and is a predicted model, not a curated record. Gene Ontology annotation, molecular function: guanyl-nucleotide exchange factor activity; protein binding. Gene Ontology annotation, biological process: positive regulation of GTPase activity; Ras protein signal transduction. The transcript has a single exon.